Messenger RNA from Argentina anserina (silverweed cinquefoil), 686 nucleotides. RefSeq lists its product as uncharacterized. The record is from RefSeq and is a predicted model, not a curated record. Lineage: Eukaryota; Viridiplantae; Streptophyta; Magnoliopsida; Rosales; Rosaceae. The coding region runs from base 76 to 525 and encodes 149 amino acids. The transcript has 7 exons.
AAGUUCUUUAUCCCGUGGGAGGCUUUGGCCUCUCUCUUUCUCAAUCAAUCUCGUUCAUAUGUAAAUAUCUCCCACAUGACCAAAACCAAAAUACAGAUACAUUCUUAUUCACCCCCUCACUCAACCUCAAUUCUUCUUCUUCAUCCAUCUGUUUUUUACCUUUGGAUCCUUUCUUUCACCUCUUUGUUGCAUCUCUCACUUUGCUCUUCCACCAGGAGAGCGAAGAUGUCAGAUUGUAACAGAGGCCAAGACUAUCUCUCUGCUCAACAGCAUGAGGCACCAACGACUGCCGACAAGUAUGGAGGACUAGCACCAAAGAAGAAGCCUCUGAUUUCAAAGGAUCAUGAACGUGCCUACUUUGAUUCAGCAGAUUGGGCACUAUGCAAGCAAGGUGCUGGGGUGAGCCCAAAAUCAACAGCGUCAGUGGAGACCUUACAACCAAAACUACAGAGAACGCCACACCAGCAGCUUCCUCCAAGGAGACCGGCUUGUACUACAUCUGGUUAUGAUAGCCUUGGGGCAUAGAUUCAGGUGUUGAUGAAGAGCUGAAAGCAUGCUGUGUUGAGAGCAGAGAUGCUCAUGAAAAAGGCUUUUCUAUAUCCAUUAGAUCUGGCUAGUUGAAUUCGGAAUAAUUGCGAAUUAGCUUGUCUUAAUAAUAAGAGUAAUCUUCUCUUCUUGUUGUUAAA